AUGACCAGUAUACUGUCCGCGUCGGGCAAGUACCGCUCGCGGAAGGACAUCAGCACCGGCUCGAUACCGACGCUGGUGUCACUGGACGAAGAAUCUAGUCUCUCGACCACAACGACCACCUCGGUCAGCAGCGACACGGUCCUGAUGAACCUACGGACAUCCGGUGGCAGCCGCUCAAUUGCCGACUCCAGUGCCAUCCACGGCAGCAGCAGCCUGAACAUCAAGAAUGGACUUGCCGCGAAGCCACCGCGCCGCUCCUCCCUGGGCCUGGCCCUGCUCGGCGGCGGCGGUGGUUCCCGCUCCAGCUCGGACAAGGGCAACAAACGCCGCAGCUCGAUAGCGGUCGUGUUUCUCGGUCGCAAGGACUCCCGCUCCUCCUCCUCGUCCACGUCGGUGGGCACCUCCUCCAACCUCCACCAUAAUGGCCACUACUCGAUCAGCACGAUCCCGGAGAAGUACAGCAAGACGGGCGAGUCGGACAUCGAGAAUGACGCACCGAACACGGACUCGUUCAGCAUGCUGUCGCCGGGGGUCAGUGGCACACCUGGAGAACUGGGUUCCAACGGGGACGCAGUAGCCGGCAGUGGUGGUGGCUACGACAAGAAACGUCGCCGCUCGUCGUCCUGGCAGACCAAACUCGAGCGAAGGCGCCGCAAGGGUAUGAUGUCGGCGGCCGCCACACUCAACGGUGACGGCGGCACCCCGCAAGACGGACCCGAUGGGUCACCGGCGACCGGCACUAACGUCUUCACGGCGGCUGGCUACGGUUCGGCCAACGGGCUCGAGCUGCCGUACGGUGGCGGUGGAAAGUAUGGCCGCGAGAAGCGCCACUCCUGGUGGAACAUCUUCGUUCCGGACAACCUCAAGCAAAGGACCCGUAGAGCUAGUCAGGAUGUGAUCCUUUCGAAAAGUUCGGAAACACUCAGUAGCCCACCCUACCGAAGGAGCAAAUCACGAAGUGUGGACCAUGGAUUAGCGGCCCCGUUCGAUCUAGACUCGCUACGCUCGAAGGUUGAGGGCAGAUUCGAAAGCAUCGAUCGGCUGUCCAAAGAUGGCGAAAAGAAGCGCUCCAUGCCCACGAUACCCACCGUUACGUACACAGUGAAGGACCGUGACACGCUGACAUCGGUAGCGGCCCGUUUCGAUACGACCCCGUCGGAGCUGACCCAGCUCAACCGUUUGGCCAGCUCGUUCAUCUACUCCGGCCAACAGCUGCUGGUGCCGGACAAGAAUGCCAAACCGAGCGCGGCGGCGGACGGUGAAUCCGACACCAGCACGGAACGCUCCUCCAACAGUCCCACCGAUGGUCGGCGCAAAGGCUCGCAGGAAGAUUUGUCUCAGGAUGAAAAAGAUUUGCUGGAAGGGCUUCGUCCGGGAUCACCGAAGCCGGGUCACAUUGAACGUGUCGCCUCACCAAACACCCAGAGCGGUGGCGGAGGCGGUGGUGGGGGCGGAGGUGGCGGCACCCGAACUACGGGGGCCGCAGGUGGCGACGAUGACGAUCCCGUCACCAUACAGCGUUUCUUGAAGAUCAACGUGCGGCACAUUACCGAUGGCCAGGGGGUGGUAGGCGGCGUACUGCUUGUCACCCCGAACGCGGUCAUGUUCGACCCGAACGUGUCGGACCCGCUGGUCAUCGAGCACGGUCCGGAGAGCUACGGUGUGAUCGCCCCGAUGGAGUUCAUCGUGAAUGCGGCCAUUUUCAACGAUAUCGCACACAUGCGCGUGCAGGGUGCGGCAGCGGCCGCCGGCGGCAUCAACGAGACGGCCGAGAAGGCAGAAAUCUAUCACCCGGUGCCGGAGAAACCGUGCUCCCGCUGUGACACGCACUCCCCGGGCAAGGACUCGCUGCUGGUGAAGGACGAAACGUUCCCCGAGCUGGGCGUUGGGUCGGUCGAGGGUUGCGACGAUCAGGAGUCGAUCUGCUCGAGCAACAACGAGCGUGACGGCGAUGCGUUCCCGAAAGCAUUCGAGCGGGAUCUGGUGACGCCGAACAACUUGCAGCGGCUGCACGGCGAUUCGACCGAGAGCGGUGGCAGCUCGGAACCGAAACCAUCGUCGGCCGAACCGUCGCCCAGUCUGUUUCUGGCGUACGGCGACCGGGACCACACACUCAACUCACUCGAGUCGGCGUCGUCGGACCACGCGAAGGCAGGCGAUAAGACUGACCAAAGCAAGAGCGGCAACCUAGAGGAUCCCACAAUGCGCUCGCUGGAGGAACGGCGAAGAAGUCUGCUGGAUCAGCACUGGGCCAUACCCAGCAAGGACAGAUUGAAAUGUAAUUGCGAUCAAUCGUCAUCUCGAAGAUCUCUCGACGACGAGGAGGCGGCCAGUACGGGCAGUGGGACAACGGCAGCCUCCAGCAACUCGACGGUCGGUGCCGGCUCGAUGGCUGGCCACCCGGUGGCCAUUCCUCCGAUCAUCGAAGCCGGCGACGGUCAGCUAGUAAAGCAAUCGUGCCACGAUUCCGGCAUCGACAUUCGCGAUCCGAAUGCGGCGGCCGCGGCAGCCGCCGCCAGUGGUGGUGCCGCGAUGCCACCUCUACCGAUCGUGGCCCCGAUCGCGACCAAGAAGGUGUACAGUGACGCCGACAUUGUGCUGAGUGCGGACUGGGUGCCACCGCUUACGAUUGCUCCGACCCAUCUGCACGACAGUUCGCCGCGCAGCAGCAGCUCGCUCGGAUCCGCCUCGCACCACAGCGGCACCAUCCUGUCGACGUCGGAAGCGGGUGGUCGGAAGAAGACUUCGAGCGUGAGCUUCAGCGUAGAGGAGCACGAAGCACACGGUGCCGCCGGCGCUGGCAGUGGAUCGUUCGAAAAGGGUUCCGAAACCAAGAAGAAUAAGAUGCUGAAGCGGCUAUCGUACCCGUUGGCCUGGGUCGAAGGGUUGACCGGCGAAGGUGGUGGCAGUAGCCACAAAUCCGACUCGAUUGAAUCCGCACCGAACACGGGCGACUCGAACCAGAGCGUAUUUUCAAAAGUAUUUUCGAGCUCACCGAUCACGUUGGUUUCGGAGCUGGGUGGGAAUUUGUUUUUGUCGAAAACACCAUCGGAAGACUCCGGAGGCUCACCGGUUCCACCGCUGACGCCGCACGAGGCGCAGGCCGGGUCGGCCGCCGCUGGGCGAUCGUCCAUUGGCACGUUCAUACGGCAGCAUCCGAGCGAGGGUAGUGCGGCCAAGCAGAAGCAACCACCACCGAAGCUGGACUACCGCUCGAUGGUGUCGAUCGACGACAUGCCAACGCUUUUCGUCAGUUUCGACAUGAGGGCACCAUUGUUUCCUCAGCUUGAGAAACUUGAACUGAUCCCGAGACCGGCCCGAGCUUGUCCCGAUCCACCGAUGUACCUUCGGUUGCGGAUGGGCCGCAAGAUUGGCAAGAAUACGCCCCUCCCGACGACGGUGAUGUCCUACGGCAAGAAUAAGCUACGGCCCGAGUAUUGGUUCAGCAUUCCGAAGAACAAAGUGGACGAGUUGUAUCGCUUCCUGAACGCCUGGGUGCAGCAUCUGUACGGCGAGCUGGAUGAAGCGACCAUCAAGGAGCGCGGCUUCGAACUCAUUCAAAUCGACACCGAGUGGACCGCCAAAUCUGGCAGCCCGUCGAAGGACGGUCGUUCCGCUAGUGAAGGAGAAAUCUCCGAAUACACACGCGAAUCCUGGGAGCUGCUAAAGGCACCGUUCGUUAAAACCUACAAUAUAAUCAAGAGUCAAACUGGAUCCAACGAUUUGGACGGUUGUGAGGUCCUGUCUAUGAGCACAGAUGACUACCGGAAAGCGACACUCUUUGCGUCCGGCUCGUUCGAUCAGGAGUUCCAAAUUCCGGACCUAGUGGGACAAACAGAAAUCCUCAGUGAAGAGCACAGAGAAAAACUGUGCGCCCACCUGCCGGCCCGUGCGGAGGGCUACUCUUGGUCGCUAGUGUUCAGCACGUCCCUGCACGGCUUCUCGCUGAACUCGCUCUACCGAAAGAUGCAUAAGCUGGAGAGCCCGAUCCUGAUCGUGAUAGAAGACACCGACCAUAAUGUAUUUGGAGCGCUUACAUCCUGCUCACUGCACGUGUCGGACCACUUCUACGGAACCGGCGAAUCGCUGCUCUACAAAUUCAAUCCCCACUUCAAGGUGUUCCACUGGAGCGGAGAGAAUCUGUACUUCAUCAAGGGCAACCCCGAAAGUUUGGCGAUCGGUGCGGGAGAUGGAAAGUUCGGUCUCUGGCUGGACGGUGAUCUGAACCAGGGUCGAUCGCAGCACUGCAGCACAUACUCGAACGAACCGCUAGCACCGCAGGAGGACUUUGUCAUCAAAACGCUCGAAUGUUGGGCCUUUGUCUAAGCAAACGCCGUCCGCACAGAACCCGUGCGUAAAGGUGUCUCUUCACCCGCCGCCCCCAUUUAAUUCGUCGCUAUUCCCGGCCAUCCAGCAUCUGCCAACCACCCCCAGCAUCACGCCAACGGGGCGAGCCAACAGCAGCGCGGGUGCAGGUUUACGGUUUGGGAGUGUGCUGGUGCGCGCGAUCGGCGGUCAUGAGUAAUUGUGACAGAGGAUCGUUUGACAGAGGAUCAAAAAUUAGCCAUCGAUCGCGGAGCUCGCGCGCAGUGGUGGUGACCGAACGCAAGGGCGCGUCAGACCGAAGAGUGUCUCACCACCGCGCAUAGUUGUAGCGUAAUUUAGAUGAAACAAAAAAACAAAGCCGCGCUUUUGCGGCAAUAGUUAAACAAAUACCCGGUAGCGAUUAUUUGUGUUUGUGUGUGUAAAGGGUGCGCUGGAACGCCCAGAAAUGCCCCCAAACCGUGGGCCGCAAGUUGUAAAGGUUUAUGCGGAGAGCAGCCGAUCACAGGGGGAUCAGAAAGGGUUGCAAGGAACAGAAACCCUUGCAUCAGGGAAUCCAAUCCAACGGGCCGAAUCGAGGGACAUGGGACAUAAGAAAUCACAAAACAUUGUUGUUAUAAUGUAUAAGAAGAGAGGGGCCAGACGGGACAAACGGAAUGAAAUUAUGUAGACGCGAAAGGUGGCAGAAGCGGAGCUAAAACCCAAGAGUGUACCAGGGUGUCCCUGCCCUACAAAAAACCAAACGCGAAGAGUAUAUAUAUAUAUUUGAACAAGAAAAUUGUAAUCCAAGAGCAUAUGAUAUGUUGUUGUCGGAGCGCAGGACCGGCCGGACAAAGACAACCAGAGCCGGCAGUAGUACUACCCAUACCUAAAAUGCAACAUUAAUGCCGCGUGCGAGAGCUGUAAAACUUCGGGCAACACACUCUUUGGGGGGGGACACUGAAUUGGCCAAAUUGCGGUGUCCCCACACAUAAGGCAGACAGAGAGAGAGAGAGAGAGAGCGCGUGAGAAUCCUUUCUAGCGUAAAUUGUAGGAAAAGCGAUACGAAUUGCUCGUUGUUGUGUUUUGUUGUUUCACUGUCGCCGUUAUUUACCGCGUGGAAAGACCGCGCCCCUCUAUCGAUGCAAAAACCAAAUCCUCAAACGCAAAAUCGAACUCUGGCACACAGCAAGCAGAUAAAAAUGUAUGUAAGCGGCAAAAGAAAAGUACUGGCGCGCACCUCGAAGAAUAUGAGCCUCUCUAUUUGUUCAACCGCCUCUGGUAAGGAUACGCGUGAAACAAAGAUAAACAAUACACCACACACGACGGGGCUCUUCGGGGCUGUGUCACGGUAAAGGCAAAUCCAGUUCACCCAAUUCGUCACCGCAAAUACAAAGCAGCAGCAGCGCCGUAGAGGAACGAAAACGCUCUAAAACAUAUUUAUACUGUGUUACGUGUAGCAACUUAAUCGAACGAUAGAGGAAGAAAAAAAUAACACACAUUAUGCAUUAAACGGAACAAUUAAAGCGACCAUUUUGACUGUCAACACCGCCAGGCGAAGCGAAAAGCGCGCAGGAUCUGCGUUGCUCUGUAGAGCAAGUGGAAAAGUAGGCUGCGAAAGAAACCUUUCCCGGGUUGAGUUUGAUGGCUUUCACUCUGAGCGCGAGUCUUGCAGUUUUUAACCCCGUCUGUCGUCCGCUUGCUUUGAUACCCUUCCGUUCCGUACAUCUGUCAACUUUUGCCACACAACAAACGACCAGGUGGCUCCGGUCAAACAUAUUAUUUUAGUGCAAUUUAUCGUAAAUUGUAACAUAAUUAGUUCAAUAUUAUUUUGUAUUGUAUUUUUUUUUAUUUUGCUCUUGUUGGGUGCUAUUUUACACGCACACUUUUUUACGUACGAAGUCAAACACACUGUUGAACUGAAUUUGUCACCUUGUGAUUACAUUGGUUCUUCCCCCUGUCCCCCUGUCGAAGAAAGCUAUUUCGGAAUCGGUCCUUUUUGGGGGCGGCGCGGAACCAGUGCCGCACAGCAGCAAACCUACACAAAUGUGGUCCCCUCCCCGCGCACGAUAACAUUUUUUUUUAAUUUAUUGAACACAAGCAUUGUUUCAUGUUUGCCUUUUUGUUCUUUUUAAGCUGUAGUUUUAGGUACCAUUUGUCAGCGAUCCGCUGUGGUGUUCGCCUCGAUUGAACCGUAUUUGUGGGCAACCAUUCGCACUAACCCAAUGCAAUGGCGGAAGGAAAGGGAAUUUAGAAGACAGGCGAACAAUAUCGAACCCGUGCGCCGACCACCACCACAAACGAUUACACACUGUUGUAUACUGAUAGUGGAAAUGAUGCUAGUUUUCUAUACGAUUGUGGUAAAAUCUCUAGAGAGAGAGAGAGAGAACGGUCCGCGAGAGUAACGCGGAUAAGUAACAAAAAAAAGUAAACAAAAUAGAAACUUGAUUUUUUUAAAUAUGAACAAUACAAUAAAAUAAAAACAACAACAACAUAAAACACACUGACCACGGUCGUUUUGUACACACUACAGGUAUUUUUCCAUUUUUUGUUUUUGCGAACAGGUUUUUGUUUGAAACACCAAUUAUCCCCUUUCUGUUACGUUUUCGUUGUUUUUUCUGUUCCGUUUUCAGCGUUAUGAUUGAUGAACAUCAUUAUCGAAUGUCGGUGUUCUUUAUUUCAUCUUUUGGUUUUUCAAGAAGCAACAUUGAUCACUACGCAUUCGACUUCUUCUGCUGCCGUUGCCGUGGUGCCGCGAAAAAAACUCGGAACAGUAAAAAUUAAAACACUGGC
This is a messenger RNA of Anopheles bellator, 7095 nucleotides long. It is a transcript of the gene mtd, whose product is annotated as TLD domain-containing protein 2. Gene Ontology annotation, biological process: response to oxidative stress. The transcript is spliced from 18 exons. Bases 1 to 4326 code for a protein of 1441 amino acids. Gene Ontology annotation, cellular component: nucleus. NCBI's taxonomy places the organism in Eukaryota, Metazoa, Arthropoda, Insecta, Diptera, Culicidae. The record is from RefSeq and is a predicted model, not a curated record.